Molecule: messenger RNA, 3754 nt
Organism: Carassius gibelio (silver crucian carp)
Lineage: Eukaryota; Metazoa; Chordata; Actinopteri; Cypriniformes; Cyprinidae
Exons: 7
Coding region: 231-929 (232 amino acids)
Source: RefSeq, a predicted model, not a curated record
CGCGGACCGCCCCGUUAUUAUUCGACGAGCGACUGACACCGAAACUACAAUGUCAAACAUUCUCGGGACACCGAGCGCUUCCGUGUUCGCGCGCGCAGCGGAGGACCCGUCCUGAUUUAUUAAUCCACGCGCAAAAUUUACGAACAAUCCGAUGGUGUUUCUGGAAGCUAAAGACUGAGAUGUUGUAUCAUCGUUCAGACAAGGUGGAAGUGUGAGUGAGUCAGGGAGACAUGGAGGUGAUUAGAAGAAAAGACUCAGACUCAAACGGCCUCUUCUCAGACAACUCGGACAAUGACUGUGAGCACUUGGGGGCUUGUGGGCAGACGACAGCAGUGUGUUUGUGUGAAAAUACCCCCUUUACCAGCUUCUGUGAUCAGCACCCACAGGAGGACUCCAGUGUGAAGUGUGUCCAGUGCGGUAAGAACAGAGCCAUGAUCACCAGAUACUCAGAGGGUUAUGGCACAGAGGAGGAUUGUGUUCAGCCUCAUCUACAGGGAGACAGCGACGCAGACGCAGACAUCGAGGACACGGACAGCAGGCUCCAGAUUGUGGGUUCCCUCCAGCGAAUCAGCUCCCGGAAGAGAAAGCGUCAGCGAAUCACGCGGCAGGACACAACGGAGAGCGAAGACGAUGGUGGGCGGAGCCACAGGACGCACCGCUGGAGUCUACGGCUCAGUCCUCAUCGCGCACAUAACAGGACCAUCCUGGAGGAGAGCAUUUCUCAGGUGCGGCCGCUGGUAAUCUGCCGCUGUGCAGCGCGAGAGACUCAAACCGUCACAGACGACAAACCCGACAGCGGAAAAUGGACCCUGGCAGUGUUCCCCGUCCCUCUCUCUCUCCCUGUGUCCUGUUAUCUGCUCAUCGUCCCUCUCUCCGUAUCCAUCAUCAUCGUUCUUGUGUCAUUCCUCCUACCGCUCACAGAUACUUGACAUUGCCUUAAAACAUCGCUGCACAACCCUCUUCAUCAUAUGAAUCGAUUAUCUUUUUAGUUGUGUCUACAUGUACAGUAUAUUUGACCCUUUUAUACAGUGUGAUCUAUAGAAGCUUUGGUAAAUAACUAUGAGAUAAAAAGUCAAUUAUGAGAUAAAAAGUUAAAAUGAUGCAUAAUGUCACAAUUAUGAGACAAAAGCGGAAAAUGUUGAGAUACUAAGUCAUGAUUAUGAGAUAAAAAGACAAAUUGUGAAACUCUUAAGUGAUAAUUAUGAGAUAAUAGUUGAAAUUAUGACAGUAAGUCCUAAUCGAGAUAAAAAUGUAAAAUUAUGACAGAAUAAUUAUGACAUACGAAGUCAUAAUUAUGAGAUAAAAAGUUACAAUUAUGAUAUACUAAGUCAUAAUUAGGACAUAAAAAUAUGAAAAAACAAUAAGAAAAAAAAUCAUUAUGAGAAUUAUGAUAUGUUUAAAUGUAUGAGAUGAAAAAUUUUCAAAUUAUGACAUACGUCAUUAUUAGGGCAUAAAAAUGUAAAAGUAUGAAAAAAUCAUUAUGAGACAAAAGUAAAAUUAUGAGAUAAAAAGUCAUAAUUUAUUUCAGAAUUAUAGCUUACUUUUUAUGUCAUGACUAUGGCAUCUUGUGUUGGAAAUGUGCUUAUGUAUUAUUUGGACAUCAAAGCCAUCAAGUUUAUUGACAAAAAGCACAUUUGGACGCACGAUAUGGUCAGGGGUGUAAAAUCACAGUGAUUUUGUACUUAAGUGAGGGAAUACGGUGCCAAAAAGUUGUUUCCACAUGUAAUCAUAAAAAUCAAUUUUUUUUUUUAAGGCGUCUCUUCACAAGAACAAAUGACUGCAAUUAUCACCAAUUACAUUUCACAUUGAAAUGGAUUUCAUUGGCUGUAAAAAAACAACAACAAAAAAAGCACCAGAGCUCACUUUGAUUGGCUUAGCAGCUUAGUAAAAUGAAAACACUAUAUAGGCUUAUAUUUUUAUAUAAUAGAAAAUAUUUAUGUAACAAUGACUUGCGAAACAUGAAUUUGGAAAUGUGGAGUAUUUUUUCCUUAGAAAAUAAAUAGAGUAAAAGUUGCAGUAUCAAAAUUACUCGAGCCGGGAACAUAUUCCCAAAUGAAUGCUUAAGUAUAUAAUGGAGUUCAAUGAAGUACUUUAACACCCCUGCAUGUGCUCUUCAGAAGAUCUUAUAGUCAUAUGAUUAAUCAGAUUUCAGUAUAAAUGCUUUUCUCUUCGCAGAAACUUUCACAUCUGUAUUUAAGGCCAAGAUGCAAUGCAUUCACAUUAUGUUUUACUUUUUCAAUGUGAUGGAUUCUGAGUCAACAAGAACAUAAAAUGUAGAUCAGGAUUUGGUUGUAUUCAUCAAGGUUUGAUGCAGAGGUGUAAAGUGGGCGUCAAGUGAGUUUGAAGAGGUUUUUUUGACCUGAAGCAUGGAGGAUGAAGGUCAAGUUCACCCUCAUCAGCUAUCAUUGUCAUGAGCUUUAGUACAUUGCCCAGCAUUGAGUAACUUCACAAAGAUUUUUCAAAAAGGCUGAGUCACCUACAAAAGCAGCUGAAAAGCUAUUUGACAGCCUUGACAUCAAGUGCAACAGAAAGCUGUUUCAGGGAUAAAGACAUUUCACUGAGAGAUUUAGAAAAUCAUGUAUAAUAAGACCAGGAACAUUAGUUACCCUGGGCCACAAAGUCAGUCUUAAGUCUCUGGGGUAUAUGUGCAAAAAACAGCCAAAAAUACAUUGCAUGGGUCAAAAUUAUAGAUUUUUCUUUCAUGCCAAAAUCAUUAGGGGAUUAAGUGAAGAACAUGUUCCAUGAAGAUAUUAUGUAAAUUCCCUACCUAAAAUUUUAUUUUUGAUUAGUAAAAUGCAUUGUUAAGAACUUUUUCUUCGCAAUUUUCACAGUAUUUAGAAUUGUUCAGAUUCCAGAUUUCCAAAUAGCUGUAUCUCUGCUAAAUAUCAUCAUAUCCUAACAAACCAUACAUCAAUGGAAAGAUUAUUUAUCCUUAAUUACGACUAGUUUUGUGGUCCAGGGCCACAUUUAUGAAGAAUAUUCUUUCAUGUUGACUUGAACAUCAGUAAAAGCAGCUCAGAUCUGCAUAUCCAUGAAAAGAAUCAUUCCUGGUGUCUGGUGAACCUCGCAGUGUCAGAAAUAGAGCUGUUAUCUAAUUCUUCUUGCUAUGUGUGUGUGUGUGUUUGUUGGGGGUGGGGGUGUAAGCUUAGGCCCACUAUCACAUGUGGGCUGAAUCUAUGCAAGCGUCACUCUUUUUUCAAACUCUUGUUUUUUUUUUUUUGUGGUAUAGAUGAGCUCAUAUAAGUUUUAAUUCCUCUUGCUUUUGCCAUCUUUCGUCUGUUUCUGAAUCUUCAGCGUGCCAUUCAUGGAUUUGUGUAAAGGGCUGUUGUUUGUCUCACUCUGGCUCACUGUAAAGGAAAUGCAGUAUUUCACAGACAGUGACUCAUCUGAAUCUUCUCCAGACGCAGUAUUCACUGCCAGAAGCACAAGCGUGACUCAGGUCAGAUGAGUUCAGACUAAGGUUUCCCAUGAUCCUUCAUCAUUAGUUCAUUAUCUGAGUGUAAACGUACACAACUGUCCACUUAUUUGAUCAGCUGCAUGUUUAUGUUGAAUAUUAUCGCUAUAAUAAUCGACUGGCGGUGUGCAUCUGUACCUCAUUCCAGCUCAUUUUAGAUUUCAUAUUUAUUCAUAUUUGCUUAUUGCUUUUUUCCCUUUUUAUUUUAAAUGUUUCUCCUUGUGAAAAUUGUAUUGUAAAAUGAUUCUGUAAAAUGAGUAUCUGUCUAGAUUUUAAUAGAAUUAAAAUUAUAGUUUGACA